This is a messenger RNA of Dromiciops gliroides (monito del monte), 2214 nucleotides long. RefSeq names its product cytochrome P450 1A2. Bases 136 to 1686 code for a protein of 516 amino acids. Gene Ontology annotation, molecular function: iron ion binding; steroid 17-alpha-monooxygenase activity; oxidoreductase activity, acting on paired donors, with incorporation or reduction of molecular oxygen, reduced flavin or flavoprotein as one donor, and incorporation of one atom of oxygen. The record is from RefSeq and is a predicted model, not a curated record. Gene Ontology annotation, biological process: progesterone metabolic process; hormone biosynthetic process. Lineage: Eukaryota; Metazoa; Chordata; Mammalia; Microbiotheria; Microbiotheriidae. The transcript is spliced from 7 exons.
CUUUCCCAGGGCCAGUUAAGGAGCAGGAGUUACAUAAAAGGGGGUCUAUGUUCACUUGCUGAGCUGAGGAGACUCCAAAGCAGCUUGUUCCAACUCCAGGCAUCUCUAAGCACCCAGACAACACAGACAGUGAAGAUGGUAGUGGGCCUGUUGGCUUCUGUCUCCAUUUCAGAGCUUCUCUUGGCCUUCGUUAUCUUCUGCCUGGUCUUCUGGAUCAUUGAGUCUUACCCACAGAGGGUCCCCAAGGGACUCAAAAGCCCACCUGGACCCUGGGCUUGGCCUCUGAUUGGCAACAUACUGACCCUGGGGAAGAAUCCCCACUUGGCCCUGGCCCGACUGAGAGAGAAGUACGGGGACGUGAUGCAGAUUCAUAUCGGCUCCACCCCUGUGCUGGUGCUGAGUGGCCUGGAAACCAUUCGGCAGGCCCUGGUGAGGCAGGGGGAGGACUUCAAGGGCCGACCCGACCUCUACAGCUUCACCCUUGUUGCAGAUGGCAAUAGCAUGAGCUUCAACCCUGACUCGGGGGAGGUCUGGGCAGCGCGAAGGAAGCUGGCCCAGAGUGCUCUCAACACCUUCUCUGUGUCUUCCUCCCCAUCCUCUUCCUCCUGCUACCUGGAGGAGCACGUGAAGAAGGAAGCCGAGUCUCUGAUCCAGAAAUUCCAGGAGUUGAUGGAUGGGGUAGGAUGCUUUGACCCCUACAAUCAUGUGGUGGUAUCUGUGGCCAAUGUCAUAGGCGCUAUGUGUUUCGGCCAGUGCUCUGCCCAAGAGAACCAAGAACUGAUGAGUCUCAUUAGCAAGAGUCAUGAGUUUGUUGAGAGUGCCACCUCAGGUAACUCAGUUGAUUUCAUCCCCAUCCUCCGAUACUUCCCAAACCCAAGGCUGCAGAGGUUCAAGGACUUCAACCAGAGGUUCUUAAAAUUCAUGCGGAAAACUGUCCAGGAGCAUUACAGGGACUUUGAUCAGAAUAAUAUUCGAGACAUCACUGAUGCUCUGUUCAAACAUAGCCAGGACAAGGCUCAGCGGAACAUCAGCAUCAAUGUACCAGAGGCGAUGAUCACCAAUCUCGUCAAUGACAUCUUUGGAGCUGGCUUUGACACGGUUACCACGGCCAUUUCCUGGAGCCUCAUGUACCUUGUGACAAAACCUGAGGUCCAGAAGAAGAUCCAGGAGGAGCUGGACACUGUGAUUGGAAGAGAGAGAAGCCCCCUCCUCGCAGACAGGACUCAGCUGCCUUACAUGGAGGCCUUUAUCCUGGAGAUCUUCAGGCAUACCUCCUUUGUCCCGUUUACCAUCCCCCACAGCACAACGAGAGCCACGACCCUGAACAACUUCUACAUCCCCAAGGGCACCUGCGUUUUUGUGAACCAGUGGCAGGUUAACCAUGACCAGAAACUAUGGGGGGACCCGUUCAUGUUCCGGCCAGAGCGAUUUCUCAGUGCAGAUGGAACCAUCAACAAGGCCCUGAGUGAGAAGGUGAUUUUAUUUGGACUGGGGAAGAGGCGAUGCAUUGGGGAGAUACUUGCCCGGUGGGAAAUCUUCCUCUUCCUGGCCAUCCUGCUGCAUCAGAUGGAGUUCAGCGUCCCCUCUGGAGUGGAGCUGGAUUUGACCCCUACCUUUGGGUUGACCAUGAAGCAUGCCCGCUGUGAGCACUUCCAGGCUAAGCUACGCUCCUCCUGGAAUGGCUGAGGCUCCCAUUGGUCAGGGCUGGGGUAUAGGCUCCUUCCUCCUCUACUUCCACUUACUCUCAGUCCAUACUUAUUGGGGUUAGGCCAAGAAGUCAUGUCCCUGGCAGGUGUGUGUGUGUGUGUGUGUGUGUGUGUGUGUGUGUGUGUGUGUGUGUGUGUGUACAUAAAUAUAUACAUAUAUAUACACACACACACAUAUAUACAUAUAUAUUCUCUAGCUCAUUUUCAUUUCUUCUAUGAUUCAAACAUAUUAAUUGCUGAAAGGAAAGGAGGGAGCAUGUUUUUCUAUAUCAUACCUGACAAGGAGUUACCACAAUUUUGCCAGAAGUUCUCUAAUUUGGCUACAGGAUCACAUUGUUGAACUAUGUUAAGCUUGUAUCUCACUAAGACCCUCCCCCGCCCCAAGACUGCAUGCAAGUUACUUUCUUGCCAUGCCUCCCUAGCCUUGUACUUGGAAAGCUGGUUUUGAAUCCAAGUGUAAGACUUAAUAUUCACCUCUAUUAAACUCUUCUUAUUCGGUUUACCCUGA